Messenger RNA from Sodiomyces alkalinus F11, 1100 nucleotides. Its product is annotated as ADP-ribose pyrophosphatase. Gene Ontology annotation, molecular function: ADP-ribose diphosphatase activity. Gene Ontology annotation, biological process: nucleoside phosphate metabolic process; ribose phosphate metabolic process. Gene Ontology annotation, cellular component: nucleus; cytosol. Lineage: Eukaryota; Fungi; Ascomycota; Sordariomycetes; Glomerellales; Plectosphaerellaceae. Bases 219 to 833 code for a protein of 204 amino acids. The transcript has 3 exons. The record is from RefSeq and is a predicted model, not a curated record.
AAGGUAGGUAAUAAAAAGGGCCAGGGGCAACGGCCUGCACAUCAGAUAGAUAAGAUAAGAGUAAGGCACAGGUCUGAUUCAGGUACCUAAGGUAUCUACUCCGUCCUCCGAAGUCCGGCUUCACCGCAACAUCGAUGAUCGCUCACCUCCCGGGCAGGACGAACAAGAAACAAGUCCAUCUUCUCCACGCCGUGACGAGAAGAGAUAAAAUAGAAGAGAUGUCUGCCUCAGAAGCCAAAGUGCUUUCCAUAGGGCCUCUGCCCGAAAAUGAGGCGGCCUGGAUCAAACUCAGCAAAGUCACAUAUCGAGACCCAAACGGCCAGACGCGCACCUGGGAGUCGGCGGAGCGCCGCACCCGGCCCACGACAAGUGACGUCGACGGCGUCGGCAUCGUCGCCCUCCUCCACACACCCGCCGGCCCAGAGAUCAUCCUCCAGAAGCAGUACCGGCCCCCCAUUGACCGCAUCUCCAUCGAGGUGCCCGCCGGCCUGAUCGAUGCCGGCGAGACGGCCGAGCAGGCGGCCGUGCGAGAGCUGCGCGAGGAGACGGGCUAUGUUGGUGUCGUCACCGAGACAUCGCCCAUUAUGUUCAACGACCCCGGCUUCUGCAACACCAAUCUCCGUAUGAUCCACGUAUCCAUCGACCCGUCCCUCCCAGAAAACCAGAACCCCCAGCCCCAGCUGGAGGAAAACGAGUUCAUCGAGGUCUUCACCGCUCCCCUCGCCACCUUAUGGGAUGAGUGUAAGAAGCUCGAGGCCGAAGGGUACGCCAUUGAUGCUCGGGUCGGGACUUUGGCCGAGGGCGUCGAGUUUGCCAAGACGUUGAAGCUAUAGCGCUUGUGGGAAGAGGAAGGGAACACUUCCCAAUAUUUCUUUUCGUUAGAGCAAAGACCACAAACCAAACCUGCCCAUGGAUAUAGAGGUAACCAUAUAGAAGUCCCAUGUAGAACAUACCACCAUGUCCCGGAAUUGUCUGCCACACAGGGAUAGAAGAGGCAGUGUUUCGUGGUCGUGGCAGGGAGUAUUUUGGAAUUUCUAGAGGGAUUUUCUACCGCAGGCAGCUCAUAUCUUGCCCUCCCUCUUAAGACCCUCCCAUAGAGC